GAGCCCAGCGCCGCCGCCAUGUCCUCCGGGGCCAGCGCGAGCGCCCUGCAGCGCCUGGUGGAGCAGCUCAAGCUGGAGGCUGGCGUGGAGCGCAUCAAGGUCUCUCAGGCAGCCGCAGAGCUUCAGCAGUACUGCAUGCAGAAUGCCUGCAAGGAUGCCCUGCUGGUGGGCGUUCCAGUUGGAAGCAACCCCUUCCGGGAGCCCAGGUCCUGUGCUUUACCCUAGGGAAGAAGUUCUCUGAGGAAUGCCUUCAAGUACAAAGUGAUGAAUGACUGCCUCCAAGUCUCAAGAAAACACUUUCCCCAGCCAAUGACUUUUAGAUAUUUUAGUCCUUUCCGGUGGCCAGGUCCCAUAGCCAAAAAUCCCACAGGAAUUGAUGAGUUUCUACUACAAAUAAAGAAACUGGAAUAGUGAAGGAAUAGAGUUUUAAAUAAUAAUAGCCUGAAUUUUUUUGUGAAGUACUUUAUACUUAA
Molecule: messenger RNA, 473 nt
Organism: Nycticebus coucang (slow loris)
Lineage: Eukaryota; Metazoa; Chordata; Mammalia; Primates; Lorisidae
Product: guanine nucleotide-binding protein G(I)/G(S)/G(O) subunit gamma-10-like
Exons: 1
Coding region: 19-225 (68 amino acids)
Biological process (GO): G protein-coupled receptor signaling pathway
Cellular component (GO): heterotrimeric G-protein complex
Molecular function (GO): G-protein beta-subunit binding
Source: RefSeq, a predicted model, not a curated record